AGUUGUUAUCACUAACCUUUGUUGGUUGUCAAUGAAUGUCAGCGGUGUGAAUACAUGUCUAUAUAACAAAUAUCGGAGGACAAAGAAUAAUCCUCUGACCAUAUUUGUUUGUGAAUCAAGCAGCCAAUUACAGAAACACAUGCCUAUAACACGUGAGUUUUCCAAAAUAAAUGACGGAAAAUAUAAUGGGCUUAGAGACUAACCUCCUGAAAUUCAAAUGACCAACUAACUAAUUCAUCCAGGGGCAUACAUUAAUCUAAAAACAAAUUAAAAUAAACAGAAUUAGUCUACACAAACAAGGGAAAAAAAGAUAAAAUAACUUACAGGCUAACCUUUUUACUAUGUUCAAAAGUCAUCAAAAUUGGAAGAAUAAAGUUUAUAGAUGAAGAACAAAAUUUUAAAUAUGACAGUGGGGUGCCACCGUACUCCGGUGUCACUAGAACUCCACCGUAUAGCGUAUGUCUAAUAAGCUCAGAAAUUUGAAGUAUUCAAUUAACAACAGAAAAGAGAAAUUGUUAGCACAUAACAUCAAACUAGAGAAAGAAUGUUGAUACUAAACUCACAAGAAUGAUAAUAAACGAAAAGAAGUAACACAAUAAAUAAAUUGAUAAAAAUGCAGCAUAUGUUUAAGACACAGAUUCAAGGUAAAUUGAACUUGCAUUAUCUUCACGCCUGCAAUUAAAAAGAAGGUGCACGCUACAUAUGAAGGUCAAACUUUUGCUAACAGUUAUCACACAAAAAAAAAAAUAGAUUAAUGAAGGGGAAAGCAAUAUCAUAUGACGAUUACAAAUAGAGAAAUCAGUGAAAAAUAAUAACAAGGUUUGAAAGUUGGUAGUCAAACUUUUUAAGUUUCCAAUUAUGGCUAGUAAAAAUAGGGAAAAAAACAUAUAUGGGAUUGAUUCUUAAGAACCAAAAUCAGUCCAAAUUAAAUAGAACUUUUUUGAUAAAAAAAAGACAGAAAGAUAAAACGCAUGCUCUGUAAUGUCCAUGGCCCAAAACCGCAGAACAAGAAAGAGAGUGGGUGUGGGGGAUAAUCAAAAGUCAAGGCUCUAGAACCUCCUUUUUUUUUACCCCAAAUUCCAAAUGUCACAUAUUCCCUUGGGUUGAUUUUCACUGACUUUUGCCUUUCUUCUAACUCAAUCAUUGCAAGAGAUGGAAAAAGAAACUGCUAUAUUUUUCAAGUGCCUUGCUGAACGAACAUGUUAUCAUUCUUAAAAUCCAAAAUUUAAUAGCUGAUAUAAAAGAAAAGGUAAAAAGACAAGAUAAAAUUGGAACGAUUUUACCCGGCUAAAGAAGAGGCAAACUGGUGAAGAGAAUGAAACAGGAAUGAUGGGAUAAGGUGAAGAUAAGAUAGAAAAUGAAUAUCUUGGGCGGUGGUGGGAAGAAGACGGCGCCAAACGGAAAUAUGACUAAAAUAACGGAGCUAAACCGGGUUUAGAAAACCCUCUUGUACAGAAGGAGAGGAUAUUCUGUACUUCAUUAAUGCUGGAUUUUAUUGCCGAGGGUGGAGAUUUUCCCUUCUUAUAUCAAACGGCGAGAUUAGGGGACUUUACUUAUUAUGUCACCGAUCUUUUUCCUGGGGAAUACUAUGUUGACCUUCAUUUUGUAGAGAUUAUAAACAUCAAUGGGCCAAAAGGGAUGAGAGUUUUCAAUGUGUUCCUUCAAGACGAAAAGGUACUUUCAGAUUUCGACAUCUUUUCUGUUGUUGGAUCCAAUAAACCUCUGCAAUUAGUUGACUCUAGGGUUUCUAUCAAAGAUGACAAAUUGCUUGUUAUAAAGUUUGAGGGUGUUAUUGGAACUCCCACAGUUAGUGGCAUUUGUAUUAGGAGAGCUCCAGAUGUUGCAGUCGCAGGCAAUGGGGCAAAACAAGAACAUCUUACUUGUACAAAUUGUGCUGCAGAGAUAAAAUUUCCGUCAGCUCAGAAGAAAGCUAUGCGAUUGCAAUCAACAGCCAAAUUUGAGAAACAGAUAGAAGAUCUUAGUGAACAAUUGCAGCGCAAGACAAAAGAAUGCUACCAAUCCUGGAUAUCUUGGUCUGCAGCUAAUCGAGAGCUCGAGAAGGUUAGGAUGGAACUUGACAAUAAGACAUUUCAGACAUAUUCCUUGGAUAAAACUUUGGAGAAUCAGGCUUUGAAAUUGACUGAGGUGUCAAAUAAGUACGAGCAUGAUAAACAAGUAUGGUGUGUGGCAAUCAAUGAUCUACAACAAAAAGUAAAGAUUAUGAAACAAGAACAUUCUNGAGUGUGUUACUUCAAUCCCUGACUUGAACAAAAUGGUCUUUGCAGUUCAAUCACUUGUUGACCAAUGCGAUGAUCUUAAAUUAAAGUACAAUGAAGAGCAAGCAAAGAGAAGAAAGCUCUUUAAUGAAGUUCAGGAGGCCAAAGGAAAUAUAAGAGUAUUUUGUCGGUGUCGUCCAUUGAGCAAAGCAGAGGUUUCUGCAGGGUGUUCAGUGGUGAUGGACUUUGAAUCAGCUAAGGAUGGAGAACUUGGAAUUAUAAAUGGUGGCUCUACCAAAAAGACCUUUAGGUUCGACCGUGUCUACACGCCAAAAGACGAUCAAGCGGAUGUAUAUGCCGAUGCUUCACCAAUGGUGAUUUCAGUUUUAGAUGGGUACAAUGUUUGCAUUUUUGCUUAUGGGCAAACGGGAACUGGGAAAACAUUCACAAUGGAGGGUAACAAGGAGAACAGAGGAGUCAAUUACCGCACCCUCGAAGAAUUGUUUAAAAUUUCAAAGGAGAGGAGUGAUAUGUUCACCUAUGACAUAUCUGUCAGUGUACUUGAAGUUUAUAACGAGCAGAUUAGGGACCUUUUGUCUACAUCAUCUCCAUCUUCAUCAAAGAAGUUGGAGAUUAAACAAGCUUCUGAAGG
This is a messenger RNA of Cuscuta campestris, 2868 nucleotides long. The record is from the annotation of a GenBank genome assembly. Lineage: Eukaryota; Viridiplantae; Streptophyta; Magnoliopsida; Solanales; Convolvulaceae.